Cylicostephanus goldi is the source of this 321-nucleotide messenger RNA. NCBI's taxonomy places the organism in Eukaryota, Metazoa, Nematoda, Chromadorea, Rhabditida, Strongylidae. The record is from the annotation of a GenBank genome assembly.
GAUGCUAACUGUUGGGCAGUUAUUAUGAAUGAGAGGCUUCGUAGAACCAUCGGAAGCAUUGACCGAAUGCCGAGAGAAGACAGACGGAAGCAUGUGCAAUUGAUAAUACGAGGAAUUCUGCAGCCAAAUAGGGAGCAAUUGGCGGGUACAGCUUUAGCUCAGUUAGCAGCUGCUAUACUGUGGAAUGAAUGGAAAGCUCAUGAUGAUUGGCAGUCUUUCUACGAAAUGAUUUUGUUGUUAGAAUGGACAUCUAACGAUUAUCCUACCGAUCCUUUCUGCAAACUAGUUCUUUGUCGAGCCUACGCUCAUAUAGGUGAAUAG